UGAACUUUGACUCCGACGUGGACUCGCUAUGGCUGACGAGGAGCUGAAGAGGAAGAGUGCCAUCGCGGAGCUGACUGACCGAGCUCUGCACCAGUAUGAAGACCUGCAGCAGAAGCACCACAGCGCCACCUUGGAGUGCCAGAGGCUCCAGGAGGAGAGGAACGAGGCCGUCAUGAGGCUCAACCAGUUCCAGCAAGUGUCUCAGCUGGUCAUCGAGGAGGUCGGUGAAAUCCAGAAGGACUUGGAGAUCGAGAGGACGUGUCGGGAGAGUGCAGAAGCUCUGGCCUCCAAGCUGAACCGUCAGAACCGGUCUCUGAAGAGGAAGAGCAUGAUGCUGCUGACGCAGCUCGGCCCCGCCGCCCUCUCUGAGCUCCACCUGGACGAUGAAGAGGAGGACGACGAAGAGCUGUGCUCCCCGCAGUGUCAGGGCCGACUGACAGAGCUACAGAAGGAGCUGCAGCUGGCACUGAAGGACAAGCACCGACUGUCACGUGACCUGGAGGCUCUGAGAGAAGAGCUGACGGAUGCCAGGGAAGAGCUUCUGAAGGAGAUACAGGAGAAGGAGCAUCUGGCAGCAGAAACCACUCAGCAAAAGAUGCUUUUGCAGAAAUACCACAGAGUGUCCCAAUUCGCUGUGUCUGAGUUCGAGUCCCUGCAGGACAGCCUGAAGCUGGAGAAGGACCUGAGGUCCGAGGCAGAGAAGUUUGCUCACACGGUGAGAGGAUUUCUUCAUGUCACGUCUCAAACAUCGGAGCCGCAGAGCAGCACUGAGUCGUCCUCACACACAGAACCAGAUUCAGAGAUCCAGAUUCAGGAGAGGCACUUGAGGAGCACUAACGUAAACCGCGCCUGUCUCCAGAUGAUGGUGGAGCACGAGACCUUGAAGCGGCAGAGUCAGCUCCUGAUCAACUCCUCCAGCGGCCCGGCUCUCCAGGAGGCUCUGGAUCAGGUGGCUCAGCUGACCCGGGACCUGGAGGCAGAGCGGCUGCAGCACCGAGCCCAGGUAAAGCAGCUGGAGGACAGGCUCCACAGCUCCGAGGCUCUCAAGGAUCUGGCAGCAUUGAGGCUUAAGCUUGAGCUGCUGGAGGAGGAGAAGAGGGAGAGCGACGACAAGAGCUCCAAGGCCCAGCAGGAGGUCAAGGACCUGCGGUGUACAGUUGAAGAACUCCAGAAGAGACUGUCAGCAGCUACCAACCCUCCUCCCCCUCCUCCUCCACCACCACCGCCACCCCCUCCGCCUCCUCCUGCUCCGUCCUCCAACCCUCUCAGCUCCCUCAUGUCGCUGAUCCGGAAGAAACGAGACGUCACUGGAGACAUUCCACUGGUGGAGCGGGAAUCGAGGAAGACUCCAGAUGCCGACGUCCGUCAGCAGGCUGUGGAUGAGAUGAUGCAGCGGAUCAAGAAAGGAGUUCAGUUGCGACCAGUCAGCCAGUCGCCCAGCAGGAGGAGACGGGUGGAACGACCCCCGUCCAAAUCUGCCAUCCAGGAUCUGAAGGGAAUUAUGGAGAGCUUCAACAGAACCCCCCCAAAACCCAGGAAGGUUUCUGAGACGACCAGCCGGGACGACGAGCUGCAGAAGAUCCUGCUGCGACGACGAGGCGCUCUGGAGGCUCCGCCCAAGUCCAGUUAAAGUGACUGGGCAUCCCAGGAUGAAAACCGACUGCUGUUUGUGGUGAUCAGUUAACUGGUAUAUCUCAGGGUGUUUUACUGUCCUGAAGGGUCAGCGACCCGAGGGAGAACCAGUCAACAGGUUUGACAACUAUCCACAAACUUGUGCUGAGUUUGUUGAGAUGUUCCCACAUGGUUUCCAUGGCAACCACGCCACGUGCUCCACUCCCACUGCUGAAUUCUGAUGCUUCACUCCAGCGUCCUGAUGUUUGUUUUCCUUACUAUGUAAUUCUCCGUCAAACAUUUUUAUCUCGUGUUACUCUGCUCAAAUGUGAUGAGUCGGCACCUAUGCUUAAUAAACGUUUGUCUUCAG
Molecule: messenger RNA, 1981 nt
Organism: Synchiropus splendidus (mandarinfish)
Lineage: Eukaryota; Metazoa; Chordata; Actinopteri; Syngnathiformes; Callionymidae
Gene: shtn1
Product: shootin 1
Exons: 14
Coding region: 29-1630 (533 amino acids)
Molecular function (GO): actin binding
Source: RefSeq, a predicted model, not a curated record